This is a messenger RNA of Wallemia ichthyophaga EXF-994, 993 nucleotides long. RefSeq lists its product as uncharacterized. Gene Ontology annotation, cellular component: nucleus. Gene Ontology annotation, molecular function: RNA binding. Lineage: Eukaryota; Fungi; Basidiomycota; Wallemiomycetes; Wallemiales; Wallemiaceae. The coding region runs from base 1 to 993 and encodes 330 amino acids. The transcript has a single exon. The record is from RefSeq and is a predicted model, not a curated record. Gene Ontology annotation, biological process: box C/D snoRNP assembly.
AUGGACACCAAUUCCGAGGAAUAUUAUAACGCAUAUUAUCAGUGGUGGUUUUUGCAGCAGCAAGCGCAGGCUCAGGCGCAGGCAAACGCACAGCACGCACAACACACAGCCAGCGUCGGCGGAUACAACGCUGGAUACUACAGCUACAUGAACAAUCAGCAGUUCUAUCCUUCUGCUUCCGGUGCAAACGCUGGCCCAAGUAGACAAAGUAGACAGUCCAAGCCAAAGAAGCAGCGGCAGCAGCCACAAGCACAACAGCCGCAACAACACCACUGCACCCAAUGUACCCAUUCGGGUACAAAGAAACAAGUAGAGUUACACAUGAUGGACAGACACCUCAUUUAUCCACCCGGCUUCCUCGAGAACGAGGAGCGUAAGAGAGCUUCGAAGCCUGCGAAGCCUAUCGUGCCCGUCGAAGGUACAAAUAUCAUGCUCGAUACUCCAGAGGCUAUAAAUGACUGGAUUGCUGAGCGUAAGAGUAGGUUUCCUUCUGCAGCAAAUCUCGCUGAGAAGGAACGCGUCCGGGAGGAUAAAAAGGCGCGCGGAGAGCUACCACUACAUCCAAAGUUCGGUGGUAGCUUGAAGGGGAGCUCUAAUCACAAAGCAUCUCAAGCAUUUCAACCGUCUCAAAUACCAAAGAAACGUGUCAUAGAGGAGGCUGACGACAACGACGGUGCUACCAAUGAUGCUGACGAUGCUGACGAUGCACCAGAAAGUGUCUCCUCAAAGAUCCCUCCAUCCCAUCCACCAAAGCCUUCCCAUCUCCUCUCACAGCCACGCCUUCAUAAAAACCACACAGACAGCAAACCAAAGCACAAAAAUCAAUUCGAGCAGCCAAAUCUCAUGGCGAAGCUGUUCAACGAUGAGAUUAGGCAGAGUGUAAGCUACCUCUCACAAACGAUACGCUUCCUCGUGGCCAAUGACUUUUUGGACAAUGUCGAGCUACAAGUAGGCCAAGCAGAGGCACCCAAGAUGGUUGAGGAGAUGGAGUAG